This is a messenger RNA of Penicillium soppii, 2466 nucleotides long. RefSeq names its product WAPL family protein. The coding region runs from base 1 to 2466 and encodes 821 amino acids. Lineage: Eukaryota; Fungi; Ascomycota; Eurotiomycetes; Eurotiales; Aspergillaceae. Gene Ontology annotation, biological process: regulation of chromosome condensation. The transcript has 2 exons. The record is from RefSeq and is a predicted model, not a curated record.
AUGGAUACCUCACGUACCCGAAGUCAAGGGCUUGUGACCUAUGGCACCACGGUCCAAGGUCAACGUUCAAAUUCCAACACAGCUGCACAUUCAUCGUCCACCAAAAAUGCCCCCCAAAAGGCGACAUCGUCAAGCUCAUCGCAUUUCUCCCGGCAACCCAUCUCUACAUUGCAGAAUAACAAUGAGAAUGGUCAACCUCCCGGAUCUGUCGGCACAACCGCAGCACGCAUUAUUGCGCCAAAACCAGCCACUAUGGACUCAAAUGUGUAUGAUCUACCUUCAUCAGGUGAUGAGAGACCCACCGUUCGGCGAAAGCGAAGGCGACCUAGCCAUGAUACAAACCAGCGUAGUCCCGUGACUAAGCGAGCUGUGAGACCCAGAGAUACGCCUAGCUUGAAAUCGCAUGAGAUGGAUGACAGGAAUGUUGCCAUGUCCUCAAACGUAGAGAAGCAUGCACCUAUUGAUGCGGUGCCAUUGGGUACAACACAGGGGACUGACUCGCAAUCGAGCCUUGCGAGAUCACCACCUUUAAGAGCUGGCAGGUCUGUGCCAAUCAAGACUGGUAAAUUAUCCGCUUUUGCCCCUGUGUCGAGGGCCUCAACCGAAGAGAGCAUCGGGGUCUCCGAACCGGAGCAAAAAAGCCCACCAAACACCAACCAGCGCUACACGACUGCGGAGAACACCACCCCUGGCCGAAAAAGACUGAUUGACUCUCUGGGAACUACCAUUGAAACAUUACCAAGGAGUCCUGCUGCGAGUCAGCAGCCCCAAAAUCCAAUCGUUCGUAGCCCGGCCUCGCCAAGUCUACUUAUGGACGAGGGCCAAACUGAAAACCCCAUUCAAGGCUCUCCUGUCUCGGCCUCAUCUCAUUUGCGAAGCGCUGGGGUCACUUAUGCCCGUCAACGCUCAUUUCUCGAUGACCUGUCCAUGGCAGAUGAUCUUGCGCAAUCAGAAAUCUCUGGUCCGAAGCAUCGCUCCCAGUCGGUACAGCGUCAACUGAAUUAUGAAGCUACAUCCAAUGCCCGAUCGAUUGUGCCGAAUGAGGAUACGAACGAUGAUGGCUCUGUUCGAAGUAUUCAUGAGCUCCGCCAAGCUGGGGGAAAUGCUCGCUACCGUGGCGCCAUUGAAUCUAUUUUUGAAGAUAUCGAAGAUGUGCAAAACUCACCAUCAGGUCGAUGCAAUGCUUUUCUUCAACUCUGUGGCAAAUUAUUGGAUACUAAACUCAAACGCCAAUUUGUUGAGUGCAAUUUCGACAGAAGACUUGUCGACUGUUUAUCCAUCGAUGUUCAGACGGUUCCUACCAUUUUGGCAUUUUGUGCCUACGCACUAGCAUCAUCUGACGGACACAUGUCCUAUGUUCUUGCAACGUCGGCAUGGCCGAAGCUUUUAGAGUUGUCUCCCAUGUUGCUGGACACUCCAGAUGAUAUAUCAGAGGUGGCAAAAUCUCAAGUCCAUAGCCUCACUCGGCCUUUGCAAAAGACGAUCCAGAACAUUGUCCCACGGAUAUCUGACCUGCUGUUUCCAGAAACGGCGAUAUCAAAACUUUCACCAUGCGCCCUGGCGUUGUAUUGCUUGAAAGCGACCAUCCCCACAAUACAAACCAAAGGGCAGAGCCCCAGCGGUAUCUCAACCCCUCUUUUCAAGACUUUAAUGCAAAUACUGCUGUCUGAGAGCAACUGCUGUGUUUCCCAGAAAGAACUGCCCGCAUAUAGUUCACAAGUAUUGUGCAUGGUCUUUUCGAUAUUGGAGGCAUUUACUGCAUCGGCUGAGUCUCUCAAAAACGAGCAUCGUGAUAUCAUCAAACCGCUUUCUACACUCCACGGCUUGUUUUAUUUGAAGAGUGACCGCGCAGACGUUGUCAGCCAACAGAUACAACCUUUGUUUAUUCGGGUGAUUUUGAACGUCACAAACAGCAACCCGGUCAUUUGUGACCAAUUUGCAAAUCGGGAAAUGGUCGGAGGGCUAGUUCAUAUGGUCUGCGCCCACUUCGGUGAUUUGACCGAAGAUGCGCUUGGUCAGGAGAACAAUUCGCUGGAUAGCGUGAUAUUGGCACUUGGCGCUCUCAUCAAUCUCACCGAACAGAGCGAAUCCUCGAGGUCGAUAUUCCUGCACUCUCCAGGCUCUACCAAGUCUUUCCUUGACGGUCUCUUGCAUUUGUUUACGACUUAUGUCGACUCCAUCUCCACAGCUCAUUCCGUCUUGGAGGUACAUCACAAUGUUGCUGUGGGAUAUCUCGCCGUUCUUUUACUAACACUGUCCUUGGAUGAUGCGAUUCGGUCCAAAAUCAAGAAUUCAUUUGUUCCCAACGGGCUGGCAACGGUAAUAUCGACUGUGGACGAAUUCCUGCAAUACCACCAGAAGAUUGAACAAGAAGUUUAUCCAUUUGCAGCUCAAGGACAAUCAGCUAGUGGAUUUAUGGCCAGACUGCAAGAGCUCAUCGCUCAGAUUCGAAUUGCAGAGCGAUGA